GCAGCCAUUCCCGAUCCCUCGGUUUCUUCUUCGUCGCCUCUUCUCCUCCGUCUGCAGGGACCGGAAAGAGCGGAGGAACGAGGAGGAGGGCCGAGAUUUCAAAGUCCCCUCCUUUCUCUGUCUCCUUGUCUGCGUUUGAAUUCGUCGCCGUUAUGGGAACCGAGGUGUUGCGGCCCCAUGACUGCCUCCUCCGCCCUUCCCUCGCUCUGCGGAACUCCAAGCCCACCCGCAGGAGGAGGGACUCCUCCCUAAAAAGAUCGGCAAAGCCCCGCCAUCCCGCGCCAGGCGGAGGCCACCUGGUCGUGGGACAGGUCGCGAUCCUCCGGCGAGGCGAGUCGCUGGAGGCCGAGAAGGCGACGAAGGGCGAGCCGGAAGCGGGGAGCGGCGGUUGGGGGCCGGCGGUGUUCGUCACGGGGCGGCUGGGGCCGGGGCCGGACCCGGGAAUGAUUCCCAGGGAGGUCCCGCUGCUGGUCCCAGCAGCGGAGGCGGCGGCGGGGCUUCCGGACGAAGUGUACGCGGGAUCGGGGUUCGUCCUCUCGCCGUCGCCGCGGGCGCUGCCGCUGCCGACCUUCUCGAGGAAGAAAGAGGGAUCCGUGGCGGCCGCUGUGGUGGAUUGCUCCGCCACCAGGGAUCUGAGGCGGUUGCUUCGGCUAGAUUGAGAUGUUCUUGACGGAUCAUGAAUCAAAAAGAAGAAACGACGAAACAUUCUCUCUCUUCACGGGAUCACAUAUUUUAAUUUUUGGUGGGAUUUUUGAUAGGACGGAUUAAAUUAUCAAAAAAAGCUGGAUCUAAAGUCUGUAUGUGAGGGAAUGAAGAGAGAAAGGCGAAAAAAAAAAAGAAGGGACAAAUAGGUGGAAAUAUGCACGAAUUGUAGAGUGUAAAAGAAGUUGUAUGUAUAUUGAUCUUAAGUCUCACUCUGGAAUUGGGGGCUUCAAAAGCAAUCAUCGUCGCAUUACAUUUUUUUUUUAUAUUAAUAAUAAUAUUUUGUUCUCCUCC
Molecule: messenger RNA, 996 nt
Organism: Musa acuminata AAA Group (dessert banana)
Lineage: Eukaryota; Viridiplantae; Streptophyta; Magnoliopsida; Zingiberales; Musaceae
Exons: 1
Coding region: 153-659 (168 amino acids)
Source: RefSeq, a predicted model, not a curated record